AGAACACGUGAGCUUAAUCACCCCUUCGCAGAAAGGAGCCCAUGGCCAGAGCGACGGCGAGAAUUCCGGCCAUUCACCGGAACUUUUUGUCUGCUAAUCUUGAGCUUGGGUUUACCGCCGGACAAGCUGCGAGUUUGUCGGACAUGGCGUUCGGGUUUCUUGAGGACGGCGAAGGGUGGCCGGAGAGCUUUAGCAGUACUGGUGGGUGCAGUGAAAAUGGAGCAUUGGAUGAUGACGAAGAUGAUGAUGAUAAGGAGAAGAACUCUAGUAGUGUGGAAGAGAACAAGAAUUUUUGGGAGUCCCAGCACCAGAUUUUACAUACAACCUUAUGCAGAACUAGCUCUCUAGAAUCAGGGAUUCGGAAUGCCACCAAGGAGGCAUUGAAGGAAAUACAAAUGGAUGACAACGUCUGCGUCUGCCUGAGACCAGUUGUUGGUGGUUGCCGGAGUUGUCUGUUGAGAGAAGUCUCCGACCGUCUUCGAAAUGCUGGCUACAACAGUGCUAUCUGCAAGUCAAAAUGGAGGAGCUCACCAAAUAUCCCAUCAGGUGAACACACCUUCUUGGAUGUGGUCCACAACUCAAGCGCCAAGAAAGGAGAGGUGAGGGUGAUAAUUGAGCUGAAUUUUCGAGCUGAAUUCGAGAUGGCAAGAGCCAGUGAAGAAUACAACCGACUAAUCCGCAGACUCCCUGAAGUAUUCGUGGGAAAGGUAGAAAGAUUACACACCCUAGUUAAGAUCUUGUGUAUGGCUGCCAAAAAGUGCAUGAAAGAGAAGAAAAUGCACAUGGGUCCAUGGAGGAAACACAGGUACAUGCAAGCCAAAUGGCUUAGCACAUGCGUAAGGAGUACAUCAACAUCCAGCUUGCUGUCCGGGGACUCCGGCCGGUUGCCAAAGCCAAAGGCUUCCAUGUUGACUGUAGAUUUGAUGGAGAAGUUGCCUAAUAUGCAUUGUACUGCUGUCGAGGUCGUGUGAUUCUGUCCUGCCUGUAAUCCUUGAGUGUGAACUUGGUAGAGUGUACAUAGAGGGAUCUUCAAUAAUGGGGAAAUAUGUAUCUUCCUUCUUGCUAAAUUGCAUGUGAAUGCUUAGAGAAAAAAGAGGGACUGAAGCCUAGUUUCAAAAUUUUAUACAGUUAUAGACAUGAUUGCCGUGUAAUACUCUUAUAAGAAGGAAUGAAUCUCAAGACUGUGACUUGGAUCAAACUUCUUCAUGACUCUGAUUAUAGAACAUAAACCGAAUUCCCAUUGUUCUUUA
This is a messenger RNA of Vitis riparia (riverbank grape), 1250 nucleotides long. RefSeq lists its product as uncharacterized. The record is from RefSeq and is a predicted model, not a curated record. The transcript is spliced from 3 exons. Lineage: Eukaryota; Viridiplantae; Streptophyta; Magnoliopsida; Vitales; Vitaceae. Bases 42 to 971 code for a protein of 309 amino acids.